Messenger RNA from Drosophila albomicans, 1718 nucleotides. It is a transcript of the gene frj, whose product is annotated as lysophospholipid acyltransferase 7. Lineage: Eukaryota; Metazoa; Arthropoda; Insecta; Diptera; Drosophilidae. Gene Ontology annotation, molecular function: lysophospholipid acyltransferase activity. The record is from RefSeq and is a predicted model, not a curated record. Gene Ontology annotation, biological process: phosphatidylinositol biosynthetic process; lipid modification. Gene Ontology annotation, cellular component: mitochondria-associated endoplasmic reticulum membrane contact site; membrane. Bases 99 to 1559 code for a protein of 486 amino acids. The transcript has 6 exons.
CAACGAACCCCACCGUAAGAAGAAGCACGAAUAGUAAAUAUCAAUAAUCUUCCGUAGUCAGAUAGCCGCACGUCGCGGCUACUACAAAAAUCAAUAGAAUGAGCCUUGACGACGUCAUAUACGUAAUCUGUCUUCUCGCCUGUAUUGGCGCCGGCAAUUACGUGAAGAAAAUUCGCGAUGAGACACAACGGAAAACCCUUUGCUCCGUCCUCGGCAUUCUAGUGGUUGUCGUCGUCUCGGGCUUCCACAGUCUGCACUGCGCCAUUUCCGUGGCUCUGGGCACGGUAUGUGUGCUCCUCGUGCAUCCCAGCCAAUGCCACUUGGUCACAUUUGGUGUCAUGUUUGGCUACCUUGUUUUCUUCCGGCUCGUGUAUCUCUUUGGCCUGCCCGCCGUGCCCGGCCACACAAACAUGAUACAGAUGUUGCUUACACUAAAGGUCUCUGGCAUUGCAUUUGAGCGAAACGCUGCGUGGAAGCGAUUGCGUGCCCGUGACGAACAGGAGAAGAAUACGGAGCGCGAUGUGAACAGCGAGCCGAGCAUCGAGAUCACCGAUUACGAUGUGGAGCUGCAGCAACUGUCAGCCACUGAGAUUCUGCUCUACAGCUUCAACUAUGUGGGCAUACUUACAGGUCCCUACUAUAGAUAUCGCACAUAUCGCGACUACUUCGAGAUGCCCUUCAAGGAUCAUGCACCCAGUGUACAGGCUACCAUCGAGCAGCUGAAAUGGGCCGGCUUCUAUUGCAGUCUCUAUCUGUUGGCCAAUUACAUUUGGCCUCUGGACUACGCGAUGAGUGAUGAGUUCUAUAACGAUCGAUCGGUGCUCUAUCGCCUGCUGUACGUGUGGCCCACAUUCUUCAUCUUCCGUGCACGCAUCUACACUGGACUCACGUUGAGCGAAUGCGUCUGCACCAUGGCUGGCUUUGGUGCGUAUCCCGAUGAGGCGGAUGCCACCAAUGGCGAAGGGCCGCGCAAACGUUAUCAGCACUUGAAACGUGAUGCCGACAAGCACAGUUAUAAUUUUACCACGAUUGUAAAUACUCGCGUUGGGGAUGUUGAGCGUUGCUGGACAUUCCGUGAGGGCAUGAAGCACUGGAAUGUGUGCGUUCAAUACUGGCUGGCUGUGAAUGUCUACAAGUUGUUCCCCAUCAAGAAAUACAGAACUUUGGCCACAUUUCUGUGCUCCGCCUAUUGGCAUGGCUUCCGCCCAGGACACUAUUUCUGCAUCAUGGGCGCACCCAUAUAUGUGCCACUCGAGGAUAUGUGGCAUAAGCUGGUGCGCAAGGAUGCCACUGGCACGCGUCGCACCGUCAUCGAUGUGCUCUUCUGGAUAUGCAAAUGGUGGGCCUUCAGCUAUCUAGGCACCGCUUUCCUGCUCUCUUCCUUCGACAGUAUUUGGCGUUUCUACAGCUCUGUCUAUCACAUUGGCUACAUCAGUUGGGCUGUGCUAGUGGCUCUUGGUCUCUAUUUAACUAAACUGAAGAAGGCAGCUGAACGUCGAGCAAAGCGAGCUGCUGAUGCAGCCGGCGAUGCCAGCGAAGUGAAGCAAAAGGCGCAAUAGCUAAAAAGGGGAAAUAUCAGAUAUUGAAAUAGUAAAAUAUGGCAAUUAAUAUUUACGUCUUAGUCCACUAUCUUAUGCCGAUAUUAAUCAAAUUGUAAACUGUAGUUGUAAGGGGAAAAGUAAUAAUUAAAUAAAGUUAGACUAAUCGUUUUUACUGUA